Molecule: messenger RNA, 1645 nt
Organism: Cygnus olor (mute swan)
Lineage: Eukaryota; Metazoa; Chordata; Aves; Anseriformes; Anatidae
Gene: AGRP
Product: agouti related neuropeptide
Biological process (GO): neuropeptide signaling pathway; positive regulation of feeding behavior; adult feeding behavior
Cellular component (GO): extracellular region
Molecular function (GO): type 1 melanocortin receptor binding; neuropeptide hormone activity
Source: RefSeq, a predicted model, not a curated record
GUCUGGGCAGCGGGGCCGGGUGGGGGGAGCGAUGGGGGCACCCCACAUGGGGUCGCGAGGGUCCCUUGGGCGUGGAGAGGAUCUCCCGUGGCACAGCGUGGGGUGGUUUUGUGGGGUGAGGAGGGGUAAGUGGGUCCAGGCUGCCAGGCUGGAGCCCCUGAGUGGCUUUUUGGCCCGGCCGAAGGAGCGGGAGCUGGGUGUCACGGGUCUGGGCUGCCUGCGUGGGACAGGGUCACCGCUGGGUCCUUUUUUGGCUCCUCGCAUGGUUUUCAGGCUGCUGAAGCUCGCAGCCCUGUCCCGCACUGGGAGAGGAAAAUCUGGAUUCCCCCAUGGACAGGGGGAAACCACGGGCUGGUCCCACCUGGGGACAUUGGAUGGUGCUGCCCAGUCUCCAGACAGCUUGACCAGGCAGAGGAGGCUGCACGCAAAUGCCCCCCACACAUCAGCCAUCCAGCUGAGCCUCUGUGGGUUAUUGGGGUUAUAUACCCAGAUGCAGCCGGGCUGUAAGGACCAGCUUCUGGCCUUUAAAACCAGCGGCAUUUCCGUGCCCUGCGAGUCUGGCAGGAGCUUCGUGGGACCCGUUUCGGCCGCAGCCUGUGCACUGGCAGGUGGGCACGUGUGGUCUCGCGGUUGUCUGGAAGAUGGGCAGGGAGACCCUGAGCCUCCACAAACAGCUCGAGUCCCAUCGCCGGGAGGCAGAACCAGCUUCGGAUCACUUUGGACGCUCCUGUCUGAAGUUCGGUAGUGGGGGACAGAGCAUCAGACCUCACAGCCUUCCCUCUUGUUCUCGCUGUUGAAGUUGGGUGCCAGGCUUGGCACUGGGCCACCCGUGGGGGCUUUGUCCCCUGCCAGGCCGUGGGACAGGGGAGGUCCCAGUGCUUCUGGCUGAAGAGGAGGACUGGCUGUGCCCGAGGGCUUCCCAUCUCCUGGUGGCAGCACCAUCUCCUGGUGGGAACACCUACCUGGGGAACAUCAUGGAGAAGGCAGGCCCAGAGCUGGGGUGCACGGGAGCACCCGAGCCAAUGUCACAGCUGGCACGGGCUGCCCUUGGCCAUGCCCCCUCCUCGCAGGUCACCCCAGGACCAUGCUGAACGUGCUGCUGCUGUGCUACGGGCUGCUGCAGGGCAUCCAGGCCAUCCUCACCUCGGACCUCAGCCAUGGCCACCUGCAGAAGAUGAGCGGGCUGUACGGGGCAGACAGAGCCCGCUACUCCAGCCUGCUGCGUAAAGUCAAGGAGGUGGCGGUGGAGCCUGCAGGAGCUCUUCCCAGGCCAGAGUUUGAUCAGAUGGCCCUGGAGGUCCAAGAAGCUGAUGGUGACCUCCUGCAGAAAAGCAGUGCGCUGGAGCCGCAGGCGUCAUCCACAGCCCUGCAGGCUCCGGGCCGAGAAGAGCGUUCUCCCCGCCGGUGCGUCCGCCUCCUGGAGUCCUGCCUGGGCCACCAGAUCCCCUGCUGCGACCCCUGUGCCACCUGCUACUGCCGCUUCUUCAACGCUUUCUGCUACUGCAGGAAGAUCAGCACCAAUUUCCCAUGUGGCAAGAACUAGUGCCACAGGGCUGCCUGCUCCUCGCCUCUCGGGGCCACUACGGGCCUCUCGCCACAAGCCUCUUCCUCCGCAGCUCCAAUAAAGCAGCCGAUAGCAAACCUG